Messenger RNA from Nicotiana attenuata, 420 nucleotides. Its product is annotated as RNA-directed DNA polymerase homolog. The annotation marks the transcript as partial. The transcript has a single exon. The record is from RefSeq and is a predicted model, not a curated record. Lineage: Eukaryota; Viridiplantae; Streptophyta; Magnoliopsida; Solanales; Solanaceae.
AUGUGUAUUGCUUACCGGCAAUUGAACAAAGUAAAGGUCAAGAAUAAGUAUCCACUGCCGAGGAUUGAUGAUUUGUUCGACCAGCUUCAGGGUGCCAGGGUAUUUUCCAAAAUUGACUUGCGAUCUGGUUACCAUCAGUUGAGGAUUAGGGCAUCCGAUGUCCCUAAGACAGCUUUCCGUACUCGGUAUGGGCAUUAUGAGUUCUUGGUCAUGUCAUUUGGGUUGACCAAUGCCCCAGCAGCGUUUAUGGAGUUGAUGAACCGAGUGUUCAGUCCAUAUUUGGACAUGUUCGUGAUAGUCUUUAUUGAUGAUAUUUUGGUGUACUCCCGCAGCCAGGAGGAGCACGAGCAGCACCUCAGAGUGGUUCUUCAGACUCUGAGGGAUAGUCAGUUAUAUGCUAAGUUCUCGAAGUGUGAAUUC